This is a messenger RNA of Acanthoscelides obtectus, 1472 nucleotides long. The record is from the annotation of a GenBank genome assembly. NCBI's taxonomy places the organism in Eukaryota, Metazoa, Arthropoda, Insecta, Coleoptera, Chrysomelidae.
GGUUUACGCAAUAUUGGUAUUCAAAUUGUUAUAAACAAAACAGUUCCUUCGAAUGCAUUCAACAGCAAAUAUGCUAUUUUCUAUUCUGUUUGUCACGUUUAAGUUUUUAUGUCUGUGUCAGGGAUUCAAAAUCCCAUCAAUUAAGCUUGAAGCCUUCAAACCUUCUGGAUUUAGAGCAAGUUUAAGAGCUGAAUCUGGCAUUGAACGGUUUGCUUUCCAUGGCAAUAAAAACAAAGAGAUCUCGAUGAACGAACCUGGAGAGUUCUCAGCAGAAGUCCGAUACACAGGAGGAGAAUGGGUAGUUUACGAUGACUCAGAUGUGUCUCUCUCUGUUGGUGAUGUCGUCCAUUAUUGGGUGUUUGUACAACAUGAACGUAUGGGAUACAGAAAAGACGCCCAGAAUUGGACUGUGGACGAGCUGAAAGACAAAAAUGGAUGCGACAGGGCUAUAACCAUACUAGAAAGCCGGAAAGACGUUUGUGUUGGUGAUAGUAUAAUAGACGAAGAAUUCCAAGAUUUGACAGAUAAUGAUAAAUGGCAGAUUGAUCAUUAUAUACCUGUUGAACCAGAUUACGAAUUCGUUGUUUAUAAAAGGGAUCCUGAUGUAGUAUACACAAAGAAUGGUACUCUUGUCAUCAAACCGAAAAUAGUUGAAAGUAUGAACAGGGAGAUAGACUUAAGAAAUGGAUGUACUAAAUCUAGUGUAAAAGCACAGGAAUCAAUGUGCUAUCAAGCAAAAGAAACGAGAAGGGACAUAAAAAUUGUCUCAGGUAGAAUAACAUCUAAAGUAGCAUUUUCUUAUGGGGAAGUCGUAAUUAAAGCGAAACUACCUUUUGGAGACUGGAUUUAUCCAGAAAUAUUCCUGGAAGAGGCUGAUGACACUAAAUCCUUCAACAAGAGAAUUAUAAUAGCCUAUUCCCGAGGAAAUUUACACUUUUCUGGAUCAGAUGGAGUUAAUAUUGGAUGUUUUCUGUUAUUUGGAGGACCAGUGGCAUCUGCUUAUGAACCAGAGAAAUCUCGGAUGUUGAGUUCGUAUCACUCUAACGACAAACCAUUUAGUGAUAAAUUCCGUGAAUACAGGCUAACGUGGAAUCCAGAUAGAAUAGAACUAUUUGUAGACGAUACAAAAUAUGGUUCAAUAGAAUCAACAGCAAUUCGGAACGAAGAGUUCACAGUGAAUCCAAUGAAGGCAAGACUGGUGCUGGGAGUAGGUGUAGGAGGUAUCAACGACUUCCCAGAUAAUUUCAAAUCUAGCAACAAUGACGGUGGAUUUUUCACAUAUUACAUUAAACCAUGGAACAAUGGAGAACUUUUUCAGGAAAAAAAGUUUUUCAACAGCAAAAGCAACUGGCUACCUUCCUGGGAUAAACAUGUACAGCUCGAGGUGGAGUACGUGAAAAUAAAAGCGGUUUGAUAUUCUGAAUAAUAUGGCAAAAAUAAAAAUAUCUUAAUUUAUAUUUCGAUGAUUGCCU